AUGAGGCCACGCCAGUGCCCUGAGUGUGGGAAAACAUAUAGUAGUUUUGCACAUAUGAAAAGGCACAUGACGGUGCAUACUAGUGAUAAAUGUCACGAGUGCCCAGAGUGUGGGAAAACAUUCAGUCGUCUUGAGAGUGUAAAGAGGCACACGCCGGCAUGCACGGGUCAUACACCUCAGGAGUGCCCAGAGUGUGGGGAAACACUAAGUGACCCGGGUGAUAUGAGGAGUCACAGGAUGGUGCAUGUGGGUCAUAAACCCCACAGGUGUGCAAUGUGUGGGAAAACAUUUAGUCAACUUGGAGAAAAGAAGGUUCACAUGAUGGUGCAUUGGGGAGAUGAACCUCAUGAGUGCUCAGAGUGUGGGAAAACAUUUUGUGAUAUUGAUGAUGUGAAGAUUCACAAGUUGGUGCAUAAGGUUAUUAAAUCUAACGAGUGUCCAGAGUGUGGGAAAAAAUUCAGUCAACAUGGAAAUAUGAUGAUUCACAGCAGGGUGCAUACAGGUAUUAAACCUCACAAGUGUUCAGAAUGUGGGAAAACAUUUAGCCAACUCGGAAAUAUGAAGAUUCACAGGAUGUUGCAUACAGGUAUAAAACCUCACAAGUGUCCAGAAUGUGGGAAAACAUUUAGCCAGCUUGGAAAUAUGAUGACUCACAGGCUGGUGCAUAUAGGUGAUAAACCUCACAGGUGUCCAGAGUGUGGGAAAGCUUUUAGUCAUCAUUCUACUGUAAAGAGACAUAUGAUGGUUCAUGCAGGUGAUAAAUCUCAUGUGUCCAGAGUGCCAGAAAAUGUUUAG
Procambarus clarkii (red swamp crayfish) is the source of this 795-nucleotide messenger RNA. RefSeq names its product zinc finger protein 70-like. NCBI's taxonomy places the organism in Eukaryota, Metazoa, Arthropoda, Malacostraca, Decapoda, Cambaridae. The record is from RefSeq and is a predicted model, not a curated record. Gene Ontology annotation, molecular function: DNA-binding transcription factor activity, RNA polymerase II-specific; RNA polymerase II cis-regulatory region sequence-specific DNA binding. Gene Ontology annotation, biological process: regulation of transcription by RNA polymerase II.